Molecule: messenger RNA, 2428 nt
Organism: Gaeumannomyces tritici R3-111a-1
Lineage: Eukaryota; Fungi; Ascomycota; Sordariomycetes; Magnaporthales; Magnaporthaceae
Exons: 4
Coding region: 345-2147 (600 amino acids)
Source: RefSeq, a predicted model, not a curated record
GCUAAAUUGGACUCUCGAUUAUCGAUUGCUGCGUCGCUACGCAAAGCUGUGGCUUUUUUCACGACGCCUUUGCACGAUUUCUCACCGCCUGCAUUUUGCCACCCGAAUACCAACCACCCUUUCCUCCAGGCUGAUCUGAACGACGAAAAUCGCGCCUCCAGACCGCGAAGACUCCGACUUUUACCACCUAUUGCCGCGCCCCCAGACGGAUACCGCACGGCCGCGAGUACCCCAUUCCGUGUUCCUCAACGACAAACACGCACAUUCCUGUUCCAGUGCUUGACGGCCUUACAAAACCAGACGUCCCAACCCCCUCGGGCCGUACGUACCCUACAUCAUGGUAGAUGGCUGAAGAUGAUGACAUCGAACACUGCUGCGUCGAGGCGCCGCACUGCAGGCUGUGCCACUUCCAGCUGAAGGAUGGCGAGCUUGUGGUCGCCGCAAUCAGGGUCGAUCGUGUAUCUACUACGUUUGCUUUCCGCCGCCAUGACACAUUCGAGGACGACGAGGAAGGGAUUGCGAUCCAUCUCUGUGGUCGGAGCCUCUGUCAGAAGCGAGGUCGCAGACUGCCAUGUUUUCACGAUGAAUGCUAUGGGUUCAGGCCUCUUCCGAUAACCUCUAAAUUCCUCGACGCCACCGAGCAUCGCUUCGGCCCACCGCUCCGUGAACGCUCCCGUAGACGAGGCUACAUCCAGCACACAUUCGCCAAUAAGCUCAAACUCGGCCCCCUAAAACAACUACACAUGGAGAUAUGCGAUAUAGUAGCGGGGUAUUUAGUUCGUGAAUGCGCUAUUGUUACCUCUCAAGAGCUUGCCCUCAGCGACAAUUCGAUCGACUCUCUGGUUGAGCUAUCUCGCGACAUCUAUGCACGAUACGUCAGCAUCGAGGGUAUUCCCUAUGUACAGGCUCUGUACAACGUCUCACCAUCGGAAGGUGAAGGGUUGCGCGUCUUCAAAGCUAGGCGAGGGUGCGUUGUCAGGUCCAUUUAUGUCAAAUAUGAUCAUCUCGGCAUCAGAGGUGUCCAUUUCGACCUGCCGAGGGAUGGCCCGCUAUACUCCUCUGCUUGCGGAGUAUGGUGGACGGAACUGUCUCGAAGGAAUGGGAUCCUCUGCUUUACAGCAAAAACCGACGGCUUGAAGAUCAGGGAUCUUUUGGAUUCCACAGACGCCCCGCCCAAGCGCAACAGCAUCGUCCCAGCUCCGGGUUGGCCCAUGCCUGGCCUGGACUGCAGGGUAAUAGACCUCAAAACAUGCCAGGUUAUGCGGGGGGGACUCAGCCGCAUACGGAUGAGCUCCUUUGACUGCAACGCACCGGGCACCAAAGGUUACUUGGUCGGCAUCUUUGGACUUCGCCUAUCGAAAAUCUACGCACAUCAUCCCGGCGCCGACCUCCCCUGCCGUGCGGAGCUAGACAGUGUCCGCGACCCCACAGUAUGGGUUUAUAUGCCGAUCGACCCAGACGAAUACCUCGAGGAGGUUUGGGCCAUCUGGCAUCCAUCUUUUGGGUGCAUAGCACUGAUGCUCCUGACCAAUGCAGAACGAGUAGUCUUGUUUGGGGCCUACUUCCCGAACACGGGGCUCAAGUUUCACCGUAUCUACGCUACAACCAAUCGGCCAUCGCGCGUAUAUUUCAACGAAUGUGAUCCAGACAACGACGUUCCUUGGAUCAAAUAUUUAGCAUUCGAGAACUCAGAGGUAGACAUCCCUUCAUGCUCAGGAACAAAUUACAAGACCCAAUAUCCGCCGUCGCUCAUCCCAGCCUCGCCGCCCCCCUACACAAUGUCCACUGAGCUGUGGUAUUAUACCGGCUGCAGAAUGGAAAACGUUGCGGAAAUCGCCUGCUGCGUCGACGACGGGAAGGCUACAUAUAAACCCAUAGUCGGCAUGAUGUUAUAUUACAAGGAUGGUCGCCGAUCGUGCCUAGGACAAUAUCGCCCAGAUCUGGCGCUUGCUCCUCUCAGGAUAGACACCGCUGGGCUGCUAAGGAUAAGGAUGCAGAAGACGACAGAACGGUACCCAUGUGUCGCAGAGGUUAGGGUACAGGGUACGGCAGACUUGGACUCGUCGUGCUGGAUAAACAUCCCGUGGCACGGGAAACUUGAAUGGUGGUUUUCAUCACGACAGUGUACGCUACGCCACUUUGGCUAAAAAUGCGCAGCGUCGACAAGUCUUGGGCUGACUGACUGGCCCAUUGUUGUGGCGUGGAGCCUUGGAAAAGGCAUGAGAUUAGCCCAACAACUUAGAACAAGUACCGACUUGUUCUGGUUGUCCUUUUGAUCAAGGUGGGGAGGUCUUCCAUUAGCCGAACCGUGACAUAUCACCCAUUACUUGUGACGGACAAAUGGUGCAAGAUAGGUUCUAUUGUAGGCUUAUCUAGAUCUCUGAAGAGAAAGGAAGACGAGGCACGUGGCCGUGGCUUUAUCUGCAAU